This is a messenger RNA of Penicillium antarcticum, 3453 nucleotides long. Its product is annotated as putative ubiquitin conjugating enzyme. NCBI's taxonomy places the organism in Eukaryota, Fungi, Ascomycota, Eurotiomycetes, Eurotiales, Aspergillaceae. The transcript has 2 exons. Gene Ontology annotation, molecular function: NAD+ poly-ADP-ribosyltransferase activity. The coding region runs from base 1 to 3453 and encodes 1150 amino acids. The record is from RefSeq and is a predicted model, not a curated record.
AUGCCGCGACGAGACUUCUUGAGAGACUUGGAGAUGGCUGCCAUACCUGGCACCUUUUACAGCAUAAAUGAUAUCAAGACUGGAGAAUAUGAAGGAUCGAUCUCUUUCAUGUUUAAAUUACCCGUAGCGAACCUUGAAAUGAAGUUCCAGGUCGUAUUAUCUGACUCUCAUGAUUACCCCAAACAUCACAGCUAUCUGAUCUUUUCCACGUCUGAAGAUUGUCCCAAGGCUGUCACCUCAGCCGUCGAGAAAUGUGUUUCUUUCUUCACAGGCUCAACGAUCCAUGAUAUGCUGAGCAGCAUUGAGAAUGUUAUCACCGAUACUAUCGUUGAACCCAGUGACACAUCCAAUCGACUUGAUGAGGAAAUGGGCUUCAGCGACGACGAGGACCUGGCCUCUGAAUAUGGGGACUCGGGCUGGGAAGACGAAGAAUCUGACGACGUUCUUCUUGUGGGCAUUGAAAGUGAGCGCCUUGUACGCGAGAAGAUUCGUCGGGACUUGCUCGCUGCCAAGAACGCGGGAUUCAAGGUGGGAUACCUGGGAUCACCUCAAGGGGAUAUCAUCGUUUCUGUCUCCCGCCGCAUUGCCAAACUGGGACUUUCCGAGGAAGCUAUGGAUGCAUGGAAUGUUCGCCCCUCAGAGUACUUGGUAUUGCUGAUUCUUUAUCGACCAACCUACCUUGAUCUCGAAACAAUCUUCCAGGCGGCGAGCGAGUCAAAAGCUACCUUUGUUCAGAUGCACGUUGGGCUCUGCAAUUCAUACAAACCAUCUCUGGAAUAUGCUCUUGAGGCCAUUGAAAGCACACACGCUCAUACGACCAAGGACUCGAACACUGAUUCACACAACACACUAGCAGGCGACCCCAUGAAACCGCUAUUCACGGGAAGAUCAAUCAACUCGCUUCUCAAAGAACGACUCCUGAAGAUCAUCGGGCUUCGGGUACAGCAUGGACUUUCAUGGACAGGAGCCGAACAAUUCUUCCAUGUCAGCCAAGGCAAAAUCCUCAUCAACUAUGAUAACAUUUCAGACGAAUAUCGUCAGCUGGACAGCUGGGCUACUUCAACGCCAAUAUUUCUUUCGGCCGAUCAUAUGGUUGAGAUGGAUCGGAAUCUGAAUGUGCUAUCUUUACCUCUUCUUGCCAUGCAGUUUACCCUGCGCCAUUUUGUCAAAUGCACAGAGUUUUGUCUUGUCUGCCAUUGCAAGACCACUGAUACCUUCGAGGCACUCAAGCCAUAUGUUUGCUCAAGCGGUCUGUGCUUAUAUCAAUACAUGGCAAUGGAUAUGGGCACAAGUCUGGAGUACGAAAUAUGCUCGCAGCCAUUUGUCGUGGACCUGCUGAUUAGUCUGGCGUACUCCCGAGCUACAUCGUUGCUUCUCGAGGACUUCCCAACCGGUCUUCAGCUUCGUGUUCCCGCGCAAAUGCUUUCAAAAAAAGACCUCAAGUCCGAUCCGCUUCGUAUCGGGCGAUUGACUGCAAGGAAGCUUGAUCUUCGCACAGACACCCCACCUCAGGUCAAAGUAGGUGACUGGAUUGUCAUCGUCCGACCCGAGGCCUCUAUCGAUCAGGAUCUAUGGAGGGAAUACUGGCAUUGCCGCGUUGAAAAAGUCGGCGAAUUCUCUAAUCAUAUCCAAAUCUCACGACCAAUCACUCUCGGUUGUCAGUUGCAGACAGCAGACCUGAUAGAUCAGCCGAAACAGGUGAACUUUGUGGUCUACAAUACAAACUUUGAUGAUUUGCCAGCCCCACAGAAGCAAGCCAUGAUCGCAAUGCUGCUGUCUUCGCUUCCUGAAAUCAAGGACAUGAAAGCGUACAUCGGCGAGAAUGGAACAGAAAGGCUUCUCUCUUCGUGGAAGGAUAUGAUUUCACCAGCCGCAUUGGACCUUUUACGAUGGAUUGUUGCAUCGAAUCGAUCGUUCAUUAGAAUGGACAAUCAGGACACUUGUCAUAUAGUGCGUGGAAUGCAUGGCUAUGUCCAGUUUCGACUUGUGCAGGGUGCAGCGGAUAAAGAGCAGCGCUUUGUGGAUGCGGUCACGUCCAUUUCCAUGAACACCCGUCCAAAGCACCCGACGAUCUUCGCUUGGCAUGGAAGCCCUGUGCAUAACUGGCACAGUAUCCUGCGCGAGGGUCUUCAUUUCAAACGAAUAAUCAACGGCCGGUCCUGUGGCAAUGGAGUUUACAUGUCCAAUACCUUCCAUACUUCACUGGGAUACACCAAUAGCCCUACCGUUGGCGGCUGGCCCCAGAACCGGAUGAACAUCCGGACAGUGGUUUCUUUGAACGAAGUUGUCAAUUCACCAUCCGAUUUCGUGAGUCAAAGACCCCACUACGUUGUGCAAAAUUUGGACUGGAUCCAGCCAAGAUACCUUUUCGUCAAGCUUAACAACCCCUACGAGGAUUCGAAAGCAUCCAUGCCAUCAAGCGCCACUCAAGAUAUGAGUCUGGUUUACAAACAGGACCCCCAGCUUCAUGUUAAUGGUCCCGAUGGGAAUCCCAUCAGGAUACCAUUAUCAGCACUAGGCGGCCAUCGUGGUCGGCCUCUUCGAGUUGCAACUGAACAGCAAGAUGCACCAGUGGUCCUUGAUCUUGCUACGCCACCUAAAAGACGCAAACUCAUGUGUGGACAGACCCAAGAUGAACCCAUUGACGUUGAUGGCAACGAGAAUAAUGAUACUAAUGAGAACAAUGACACCAACGACAACUACAAUAACGACAAUGAUGAUAAAAACAGCAUCGAAACAGACAUAGAAGAUCUCUUAAUUCUUUUCUCGGACGAUGAAAUGGAGGAUACUCAAACAGGAAGCUCACAAACCCGCUUCACCUCCGUCGAUCCCAAAACUGAUUUCCGACCUGGAACCCUGACAGAGGAAUCUUUACCCCUGCUCAACCCACCAAAAUAUGCCACCACACCAGCGACAAAGCUGCUCCAGCAGCAUCUCAACGCAACCCUCAAAGUCCAGGAAAAAGUCCCACUCAGCGAACUGGGCUGGUACGUCGACCCUAACCUGAUCACAACAGUCUACCAAUGGAUUGUGGAACUGCACACCUUCGACCCAGAGCUCCCCCUCACAAAGGAUCUUAAAGCAGCCAAUCUGGAGAGUAUCGUUCUCGAGCUUCGAUUCCCCGCCGAAUUCCCAAUGAACCCGCCAUUCGUACGAGUCAUUCGUCCUCGCUUCCUAGAGUUUGCUUCUGGAGGUGGCGGACACGUUACGGCCGGUGGCGCCAUGUGCAUGGAGCUCCUUACUCAUUCUGGAUGGUUGCCUUCUGCUUCAAUUGAGAGUGUCCUGCUGCAGGUUCGCAUGGCUCUUACAACCACUGACCCACACCCAGCUCGUUUGUCAACUCGUCAUUCCAACAUUGACUAUCUAGUUGGUGAAGCAGUGGCUGCUUAUGUUAGAGCUUGCAAAAUGCAUGGAUGGAAGGUUUCUACUGAGCUUGAGCAGAUUGCUUGGUGA